UUCUGGCGGGUCGGAUAGAGAACAAAUGCAAAAACCCAAAUUUGUAACUUUAAAAAUUGCGCCAGCUUUCCUCUGCUCUGAGCUUGCGAAAUCGAGAGGACGGGGCAAUGAAAGUGAAAAUACUGCAUGGCACGCUGUUGCUUCAUGGACAUGGGAUGCUCAGGAUGAAACUUGUGGGAUAUGUAGGAUGGCUUUUGAUGGUUGCUGUCCUGAUUGUAAACUCCCUGGGGAUGAUUGCCCGCUAAUCUGGGGUGCUUGCAACCAUGCAUUUCAUCUUCAUUGCAUCCUGAAGUGGGUAAACUCACAAACUUCUCAGGCUCAUUGCCCCAUGUGUCGUCGAGAGUGGCAGUUUAAAGAAUGAGCUCAAAAUUGUUUGCACCUCUUUGGCAGUUUCUUUCUAUUAUGUCCCUCAGCUCCUCAUCGCAAUUUCUCUUUAAAAACGAGAUGAAUUACAGGUUUCUUCAAUUCUGUUUAGGUAUUAUGUUAUCUAUACAUGCGAUACUGGAACAUUUUAGAAAGUAUAGCUAUCUUAUUCGCACUCAACCGCCGAGUACCAUUAUUAGUUUUUAGGCCAGUCAUGGUUGGCACCUAUGUUGCGAGGACUCUCCAAAAUGUAGCCGCACCCGUGUCGGAUCCUUCAAAAAUGCACUACUAUUGGAGGAUCCGACACGUAUCCUGCCACAUUUUCGAAGAGUCCGAGCAAUAUAGGUUGGCACAGAAUAAUGUGGGUGAUUGUAAAUUUAGUUCAGGAUUCCAAUAUCUUUUCCAUUUUCUUUCUUCCUUAAACUGUCUGAAAUAUACCAUUCACAUCCCUCUGUGAUUUAUAACAUGAGUAAGAGGCAAGACAAAAGGACUUCCUUGACGUUA
Molecule: messenger RNA, 867 nt
Organism: Nicotiana tabacum (common tobacco)
Lineage: Eukaryota; Viridiplantae; Streptophyta; Magnoliopsida; Solanales; Solanaceae
Source: RefSeq, a predicted model, not a curated record